AUGAAAGGCUACUGAUGUGGGCUGAUUGAACAGGUUUUAUUCCAGUGACGGGAAGACAUGGUCCUUGCAAUAAAACUGUUGCUCUUCACCUGUAUUUGGCCAACUUCUCUUUUAAUCAAUAACAGUGAUCAUCAUCAUCAUCCUUACCACAACCAUCAUCCUCAAAGGUCAUUCAUGAAAAGACAUAACAGCAAACGAGAAAUUAAGAUGAGAAAACUAGACAGCACUAAAGUAAAGCCUGUGAAAUCUGAACAACUUCUCCGCAUAGAGGAUCAUGAUUUUGCCAUGAGACCUGGCUUUGGAGGCUCACCAAUACCAGUAGGUAUUGAUGUGCAAGUAGAAAGUAUUGACAGCAUUUCAGAAGUUGACAUGGACUUCACAAUGACUUUAUACCUCAGACAUUACUGGAAAGAUGAGAGACUUUCAUUUCCUAGUACCAGAAACAGAAGCAUGACCUUUGAUGGAAGACUAAUAAAAAAGAUCUGGGUCCCUGAUAUAUUUUUUGUUCAUUCUAAAAGAUCCUUCAUUCAUGAUACAACUAUGGAGAAUGUUAUGUUACGCGUCUACCCAGACGGCAACGUGCUCUUCAGCUUACGGAUAACAGUUUCUGCCAUGUGCUUUAUGGACUUCAGUAGGUUCCCACUUGACACUCAGAACUGCUCCCUAGAGUUGGAAAGCUAUGCUUACAAUGAAGAAGACUUGAUGUUAUAUUGGAAACACGGCAAUGAAUCACUCAGCACAGAUGAGCACAUUUCCCUUUCCCAGUUCUUCAUUGAAGAAUUUGGUGCUUCUAGUGGACUAGCAUUUUAUAGCAGCACAGGUUGGUACAAUCGACUUUUCAUAAACUUUGCCCUGAGGAGGCACAUUUUCUUCUUUGUUCUACAAUCCUAUUUCCCAUCUAUGCUGAUGGUGAUGUUGUCAUGGGUUUCAUUUUGGAUUGAUCGAAGAGCUGUUCCUGCAAGAGUAUCACUAGGUAAACCUUCAUCUGAAGAUAUUUUGCUAUGUUCUCUGUAUGGGACCGAUAGAAAGCCAGGCAAUGGCGUACAUCGAGAUAAUGGAGAGAUUUCUCUAUCGGUGUCGAGGGCAAAGGGAAGAAGGCUGGCUGCUGGAUUAUACAACAUAGAUGCAGUGCAAGCAAUGGCCUUUGAUGGCUGUUAUCAUGAACCAGACACAGACAUGGACCUCCCCACUUUUCCAGUCCAUUCAGAAGAGAGUUCGAUGCGAGGGAGAGCGCCCAGCAUCACAAAACUAGAAACAACUCGCAUUAAGAGGAAGAGAUCCCUACGAGGGAAUGUGGGCCGGAUUAUUUUGCAGAACAAUCAUGUCAUUGAUACAUAUUCCAGGAUUAUAUUUCCUACUGUAUACAUCGUGUUCAACUUGUUUUACUGGGGUUUGUAUAUAUGAAUGGACUAUAACAGAUAUAUAUUUAAUCUGAGGACACCAGAAGGGUAUGCCUUGCUAAAUCAUGCAUCAAUCAGUUUAUGAGAUGAUUCAGUCUGAAGAGAUUCUAGUAACAAUCAGAUACUGUUUUUCUCCUGGUCUGUUAUAUAUUUUUUCUCAUGGACUGCUCAAUGAGAAGAAAAACUCAGUUCUUCGGGGUUUCUUAUGCUACCUAUGUUUUUAUUUCUAAAUGAUAGCAAGUGGUUUUAACUGAUUUUCAUGGCAAUACUAUGAUGUGUCUACUUUGUUGCGCAAUACAUAGGAUGGGCAGUUAUGGGGCUUUCCAUCAUGCUUCUGAGUAGUUUACAGAACAAAUUUAAAGCUACUAAGAGUGAUUACAUAUUAACGUAAAGCAUGCAGUAGCUUAUCCUCUUCUGCUUGUUUCCUCCCUCUACCCGCAUGAGUGACCCAGACAAAUGUGACAAAAUAAGCACCUUUUCCCCCUAUCUCUCCAAAUUAUCCUUCACUUACCUUAUUGAAGUUCCAGAGUAUUUCAUAUAUUUAUGGGAAGACUUUGUCCUUGGAUUAUUGCCUAGGAAAGAAUUCUGCUUGUCAAGUGGAUUAAAGACUGUGAUUUGAAUGGAAGCUGACAAGGAGCCAGUCAGACAUGAUGCUGGAGUUCCUAGCCAGGAUUAAUGCUCUGUCUCCCCGCUGCCGUGCGAUGGCCACAGUCCACAUCAUCAUAUUUCUGCAUUUUAUAGUUCUUAAGAGUGUGGGAGAUUCCUCUGACCAUAGAUCUUCUAUAUCAUAUUUUGUUUGGCCCUGGCCUAUGAUAUAUCAGCAGAGACAGAAAAAAAGCAUUCUAUCACUCAUCUGGAGAUGUAUAUAAACAACACAGAGCAGUAGUUUUAAAUUUAGGUUUUUGUUAACUGAGAGUCACAACAGGAAAGAAGCUCUGUUGAAAAUAAUGUCUGAAAUAGUAAACAAUAUAAAUAAAUGCUAAUCUGUCCUAUAGGGCAAACACUGAAUUAAUGCAAACAAAUUGCAUUUAAUGCUCUUUUUUUUGGGUGAGGGGAUAUUGGCAGCCAGUACAAAUCACUUUAUAGAUAAAUUCUAUGCAUAUUUGCUAAAAACACACAAAAAGAGUCCUGUAGUUUUGGUGGAACAUCAUACUAGAAACGUUUGCGUAGGACUAUACCCAAACUAUGCAGCUAUACUAACACAGCCACAAAAGGCUGUGAGUUGGAGCAGAGGAACACUUGUGAGAUAUGGAGGGGGGGGCACUCUUUUUCUUCUGUCUUUUUUCAUUGCAGAUCAUCAGCCAACUAUUUUUUCAGAGUGGAAAAAUAUUUCAGGAAAUUACUUGUACAUGUAUGUCCGGUUUUCUAACCUGGAACACACUCCUAUAAGGUAAAUUGAUAGGCUCCAAGAAUAAGUUGCUACUUUAUAAAGUGAACAUAGAGGUUGCAUACCAAGACUGGGAAACAGUCUUGAAGAGAAAGGGCAUCAGUCAAUAAUGGCAUGGAAAAUAUAUUCCAGAGCAUGUGAAGCCUGAAAGAGUUGAAGGAAGAGUUUUGCUUUUGUUCAUUUAAAGAAUUGUGCAUCUCUGCCUUUGUUUCUAUACUUCUUUAAAUGCCAUGCCAGGAUUUUGAUUGAACUUGCUUUUGGAACAAGUCCCAAAUCCCAUGCAAAUUAUUUUUAACAUAUAUCCAUCAUUACAAAAUUUCACCAAACUGUGACUAUUCUUGCCAUUACCACCAUAUUACAAACACUGGAGCAUGUCCAUUCAUCAUUCAUUGUAAUA
Varanus komodoensis (Komodo dragon) is the source of this 3184-nucleotide messenger RNA. It is a transcript of the gene GABRR3, whose product is annotated as gamma-aminobutyric acid type A receptor subunit rho3. Gene Ontology annotation, biological process: signal transduction; nervous system process; chemical synaptic transmission. The record is from RefSeq and is a predicted model, not a curated record. NCBI's taxonomy places the organism in Eukaryota, Metazoa, Chordata, Lepidosauria, Squamata, Varanidae. The coding region runs from base 58 to 1404 and encodes 448 amino acids. Gene Ontology annotation, cellular component: synapse; membrane; neuron projection. The transcript has 9 exons. Gene Ontology annotation, molecular function: extracellular ligand-gated monoatomic ion channel activity; neurotransmitter receptor activity; GABA-A receptor activity.